AGAUCAUAAAGUAUCUAUUUCCGAACUCUCCGCCAUGAGUGUGGUACACAAGUGCACCUCGAAAUUGCUCACCGCUAAUAUGAAUACCACCACGAGGUUGAAUAUGCGAUUUCAUACACGAAACUAUGGAUCAUCAAAUGGCAACACGCUCCACAAACAAAUCAAUCCAUGGAGUAGUAAAACAAACAUUCGAAUACAAAAAUUCAACUAUCAUGACAGACGGCCACUUCCCGCGGUCUUCGCCUCAUUCAUUUUCUUAGUUUUAAGCAUUUUUUGUGAGAUCAAAGCGCAAACUCGAGAUCCUCGGUUUUACUCACGUCCGGGUGUAAAUGAUUACAACUGGCCAAAUCCAGGUGAUCCUGAUUAUAGAACCUAUAUUUUUAAUGAUCGUCGUUAUGGACAUUAUUUGCCUAACGGCUAUGGCUCAAACUAUCCCGGCAGGAAUUCUCCAGGACAAUACCCACAGGGAAUGCCCAACGAAGAACGAUUUCGGUUUGGUCCGGUAAGUUGCCAUGAAUAAUAAUCCAUAAAUAUC
Rhagoletis pomonella (apple maggot) is the source of this 535-nucleotide messenger RNA. RefSeq lists its product as uncharacterized. The record is from RefSeq and is a predicted model, not a curated record. NCBI's taxonomy places the organism in Eukaryota, Metazoa, Arthropoda, Insecta, Diptera, Tephritidae. The coding region runs from base 35 to 520 and encodes 161 amino acids. The transcript has 2 exons.